Messenger RNA from Hymenoscyphus albidus, 3809 nucleotides. The record is from the annotation of a GenBank genome assembly. NCBI's taxonomy places the organism in Eukaryota, Fungi, Ascomycota, Leotiomycetes, Helotiales, Helotiaceae.
AGAACAGAGUGAUGUCGCUUCAAGUGAGCUAUCGUCUUCCACCGGCACCUAGGUAAUCUGGUAUCGAAGUACAGUCAGUGCUGUACAUACAUUGCCGUGUUACUCGAGUGAUUAAUCCUAAUUGACCACGAUCGAAAAGAGAUGGCGUUAUCGGCGUGCAUUGCCUUGAAGGCCUUCGACGACGAAAAUCAACUGCACUACAUCGCAUCCGCAUCCGCAUCCACGCGAGGGCCGAAGUCAAAGUCGAAGGCGGUCGCAGCUGCCAUUUCCAUUUCCUUUCCAUCUACAUGUCCACGCCAUGUCUUCUUUUCCCCUCGAGUAAAAUUGCUCUUUGCGGGGUUCUUUCGUUUGCGGCAGACCGACAUUACUUUUGUCCUUUCCUUCUUUUCUCUCCUCCUCAUCCCCUUCGGUCGAGUCUCUUUUUCAUGUAUCAAACCCCUCUUCCUCCAUCCUCUCCCCUCGCCCCUCCACCAUCCAGCCUCUAUACCAACCAAACCGUUGAUACCCGUACUAUCACCAUCCGUGCCAUCGAUCGCUUCCCAUGGAAUAGUCCCUCAUCAGAUCCAGCUCUAUUCACCAAUCUGUUUUCGUCCAACUUAGACCAAUCAAUAGUCCUGCUAGCUCCCCCGAGCUGCACCGGGCCGUCUGAGCAGUAUUAGCUGCUGGCAAAUACGGCCAAUCUCUAGCGAAAUCAAGCACGGUCCUCGACUCCUAUUGCCAUCUGGAAUUUCCAGGCUGGUGGAUAUGGCGGACCUCCCAAUCCUUACCGGGGAGGUGCCAGAAAGCCCAGAGAAAAACACCCCGCCCACGUCCAUGCGAACUCAACCCCCACCGCAAGGAUAUUCUCUGGUAAGUGCUGAUCCAUCCACUGCCCCGCUGCGUUUGUAUAAGAAGAUUUCGUUUGCCAGCUGCAAACAGUUCAGAUCUUCCAAAGGACCCGGUGGUGCAGGAAAGGGGCUCCUAGUCUAAUCUUGCUAAGCGAAGAGAUUAACUCACGUAUUACGGUAUUCACCUUAGUUUCCUAUGCCUUUGAACCUUGGCCUGAAUCCUCCUGAUCGACCUUUACCUUCAAUACCAACACACAUGGAUAGCGACGCGGAGUCAAACUCGGGUGCUGCAGACAUUGAAGACAUCCCUCUUCAUCGUAGACACACCCCACCUCCCUCCAAAAGACACCCCCUACUCCCGAAAAUACGAGGACCGUCUCGAGAUCCUGGAAGGCCUGAAGUCCAUACAUUAGUUGCUAAAUCACCCGCGAGGAAUAUUUCACCCUCAGUGCAUGUGCCAACGCGAAUAAGGUCAGUGACGUUUGAUAUUAUUGUUCUUACAUUAUGUAAUACUAAUUGGAUUCCAGCAGCAGACAUCCCCCUGAAAAAAGAGUCUUGGAACCCCUUUUGGAGCCCUUUGACGACGAUUUCGAAGAAUUGAGUGAUAUCGAGACGCAAUCAACAAGGGAAAGGCAGAAGGAGAAGAACGAAAAGGAAAAGAAGAAUAGAGACAGACACGAAGAAGAUAAUUUUGAACCAAAACCACCAGUAAUGCCAUUCAACGACCGCGCAUCCACGAUGGACUCCCGUCCCAGAUCAAGAGCCCCAUCUCGAUCUGAAUCCAUUGGUUCCGGCCAGACCAAUGCAACCUCUUUACCCUCUUUGGCUCCGUUGCAAGUCAAGACCGUUGUCGAAAAUGAUCAACUUGAUCCACUGAAUGACGAUGAACUCGAUCCUGGAUCUUUUGAUUUGGUAGCUCCCGCCGAAGGGGACGGCCAAAAAUAUUCUCUCGAAGUGAGAUCAGAGCAACUGUUUUCCACUGAGCAUCUACAGGUGAUCUUUGCUGACCCGUCGCUUUUGCUCUCAUUCACGGCCUUCAUGAGCUCUCACCGAUCUGCAUCAGUCCCGAUUUUAGUCUACUACUUGGACGCAAUUAAGGCGCUGAAAGCCAUCAAAUACUCCAAUGCAAUCGCAGAAGCGUUGGAUCCGAUUCCGGGUUUUGACUUUACAGCUCAAGAUAGCAGACCCACCGUCAAUCCUGAUCUGGAAGUAAAAGCUUUGCAGGCUUUUCAAGUUAUGGUCCGAGAGGACUUGCCUGCCUACAUCACACACACCUAUAUUCAAACGGUGAGCUUGUCAAUUCAGAGAAGAAUCACUGGAACUCUACCGACACAUCUGCGAGAAGCAUCAGAAGGACUUGCAGAGGUAUUUUGUCUGACAGAUCCCUCACGACCCGACAAUCCUAUUGUUUUUGCUUCAGAAGGUACAUAUUUCUAUCACUCUACUUAUACCCAUUGCUCACAAAUUGCUAGAAUUCCAUCGAACCACUCAAUAUGGCAUGAGUUAUGUUCUUGGUCGAAACUGUAGGUUCUUGCAAGGCCCAAAGACAAACCCACAUAGCGUCAGAAGGUUGCAUGAGGUUAUCGACGCUGCGAAAGAACACUGUGAAGUUUUCCUAAACUAGUAAGGACCCACUUAAAUGUGAUAUAUAAUGCUUGCUAAUCAUUCCUAGUCGACGAGAUGGCUCGCCAUUCAUGAACCUAUUGAUGAUGGCUCCAUUGUGUGAUAGCCGUGGCACAGUCCGAUAUUUCAUCGGUGCUCAGGUUGAUGUUUCGGGGCUGGUAAAGGAAUGUGCUGAUCUAGAAUCACUGCGGCGUCUUGUUGAUCAAGAAGCUGGUACAGGCCCCAACCAGUCACAGAAUCUCGACAAUGGUGACAACGAAAGCCAAUCAAAGAACGAAUUUCAGGAAUUGAGUGAGAUGUUGAACCUGCAAGAGUUAGACACAGUAAGAAAGUUUGGUGGGAGAAUGCACAAGCAGGCUCCACACGAAGUUCAAGACACAAACUACAAGACCGGAAACUGGGCGAAGCCUCGACUGGUUAUUAACAACAGUCCUAAUAGCCCAGAAGGCCCACUCAGCCACGGAAGACAACAAUCACUCGCCCGAGCUAGUGGGAAACUUCUUGGGAUCUACGAAAACUAUCUCCUCGUUCGACCCUAUCCUAGUUUGCGCAUUCUUUUUGCAAGUCCUAGCUUGAGGGUUCCAGGAAUUCUACAAAGUCCAUUCAUGGCCAAGAUUGGUGGGUCAUCCCGGGUACGUGAUGAAUUGACCCAGGCCCUCGCAGAUGGUCGUGGUGUUACUGCCAAAGUCCGAUGGGUAUCGAAGAAUGAUAUGGAGGGUCGAAAUCGCUGGAUUCAUUGCACUCCUCUGAUAGGUGCUAAUGGUGCUAUUGGCGUUUGGAUGGUUGUCAUUGUCGAUGAUGAGACCUCCGCUCCUGCUUCGAGACGCUACAAGAUGGCGCCACCAGUGGAUCCAAAGUUUGGUCGAACUCACGCUCCUACUCAAGACUCAGGCAGUUUGAGAGACUUUGCUAUUAUGAACGGCGGUAACAGCCGGCAAGGAAGCCUACGAGGUGCAGAGAGUCUACGAAGUGUGGCGAGAACAGAAGAGCGGAGCGCGAGUCCUUACAGCUUGAGGAUCGAUUGACCACAUGGUUGGGCAAAAAAUCCCUAAGAGGUAUUAUUAUUUAUAUAUAUAGGAGGGUGAGAUGAGAUGGAGUAUGAGAAGAACAUUGUGUGAAGGAGGGGAAAAUGAUGUGAUUUGGGACAUACCUUGCUACCUUGCGACAAUUUUGUUGAUUAGCUGGCUCUACAUAUUUGCAAGAGGAUCUUGAUUUCUGGGCGGUAUGUAUGGUAUUUGAUGAAAGCGGGAUCGAGGCUUUUUGUUUUGCUACUGUACACCUAAAUCUUCUUUUUCUUUUGUUGAUUUGGUUGGGCCAAGAUCUUUUUUGCUCUUACUUUGUUGGGUUGGUAAGAUGAAA